Messenger RNA from Didymosphaeria variabile, 1179 nucleotides. RefSeq lists its product as uncharacterized. NCBI's taxonomy places the organism in Eukaryota, Fungi, Ascomycota, Dothideomycetes, Pleosporales, Didymosphaeriaceae. The coding region runs from base 1 to 1179 and encodes 392 amino acids. Gene Ontology annotation, molecular function: hydrolase activity. The record is from RefSeq and is a predicted model, not a curated record. The transcript has 4 exons.
AUGAUACUAAGCCAGAUCUCUUAUCUAGACUGCAUCGUCUUCCUGAUUUUCCUGGUCCCGCAGCUCCUGAUACAUGUCGGUUUAAUCCGCAUAGCGACAUGGCUUGUUGGUGCAUUGCCUUCACUGACCUUCCAAGUCUUCGUCCUACCUUAUCAAUUCAUCAGGGAAAGAUAUUUCACACCCUAUGAGCAACGCAGUCCGUUCGUGCAACGCGCAACUCCGUUUCAGGACUUUGUCAUCAGAUGCGUUAGAUAUGCAUUCGCUUUUAUGCCAGCCUUUUUGGGACGAGUAUUUUUUUCCAAAGGUGUUUCUCUACCUUUCCUGAGAUUUCGCAUGUUGCGACAUGGCAUUGUAACUUCGCCUUUGCGGUGGAAUGAGAUCAAUAGACCUGGUUUGAGAGGUAUCUGGAUCACCCAUAACAAACAAGAGCAACCGGACAUCAUUGUCUAUUACUGCCAUGGCGGAGGCUUCGCCAUGGGCUCUGGCUUCUUCUACAUGGAGUUCCUUCUCGCUUGGGUGGCCUUACUCAAGGAAGCCGGCUACAGGAACCCGGCCCUCUUCGCCUUGGAAUACACCCUUGUUCCAGACGCCGUCUACCCCACACAACUACAAGAAACUCUCGCUGGCUAUGAAUAUGUUCUUUCCAUCGCGCGAGACCACACCCGGAUCUGCGUCAGCGGCGAUUCCGCUGGAGCCACCCUAAUGCUCAGUUUCCUGCUCUAUAUGACCGACCAUCCCGAACUGCGCCAUCAGCGGCCGGGUUUAGCUGUCAUGAUCUCGCCGUGGGUAACCAUCAUCUCGAAGAACAACCGCGAUACCCCUAGUGACUAUCUCAACGCCAACAGCCUAGAGCUCUACGGUCGCCAGUACAUUGGCCCCAAGGUACCAGCCGACGAUCCGCUGGUGUCGCCGGGCAAUUGCAAAGACAUGAAGAAGUGGACGGCAGCAAGCCCAGAAAAAGGGUGGUUCUUUCUAUACGGUUCUGAAGAGGUUUUGGGACCUGAGACUCGAUCGCUUAUUUCGUUGCUCAAGAAGACUGGCACAAACGUUGACAGCUAUGAACAGCCGGGAGGUAUUCAUGCUUGGCCCGUGGCGUCGCUGUAUCUGGGCGAGACGAGAGAUAUGCGGUUGCAUGGUUUAAGGGAUAUUGUGCAGACUAUUCGCAGUCGCAUACAUUAA